UUUUGAUUGUAUUUUUGAGCUGCAAUGCUGAUUAGUGAUAUCCUACUUCAUUAUUCUUUUCAAAAACAACUUAAGCAUAAAUAAAAACAUCCUAUAAUGUUGAUUCGCAGCAAUGUAAAUCUUAAUGUCAUCUCAUAGUCAUGCACCAGAAGGUCAGAGUGAUCUUUUAUAAGAAAAUACAAUACAUUGUAUGUCAGUAUUUCAGAAGAACAGGUAAACAAAAAAGCAAAACAUUUUUUAAAUUGUUUUAAUGUAUUAAAUUACCUCUACGUUGCCAUAAUUGAGAUUUGAGCUUAAUUCCAGUUAGUGGAUGAACACAGUACAGUUAGAUGUGGAGCUGUAGCAUGUGGAACAUUGUGCGUGGUUGGUAAGUAGUCACUGGGGGAGAUUAAGGCUGGCAGUCUUGGAGUAAGUCUGAUAAACAGCACUUCUUGUUCCCUGGGAAGGAGGGCUAAAGCCCGGCGGCAGACAGCCAGCAGCAAUGAUGGCACCAACUGUCACUGGCAGCCCACACUCUGCUGCCACACCAGCUCAAGCCUCUCUCUGUGUGUAUGUGUGUUGUCCUUCAGUAAGUGGCUAAUAGUGAUCCCAUGAAGGAGAGAGGGGCAAUAUAGACAAAGCAUGUGUCUCAGUAUUGAUAACCGUGCUUUCCAGUGGUCACAGACUGAUGUAAAACUUGAGUUCUGAUUGUAGGGCUGUUGGUGUUACAGCAUAGAAAAAGUAAAAAUAAAUACUGAUGGAGAAACUGUAAAUAACUUGACAGAAAAGGUCUAUAUCUGCAACUGUUUGCUAUGAUUAAAACACGAUAACUCAUUGCUAUUUCUUACCAGUAGAUAAUUUAGUAUUAAUACCCACCGUUAGACAAAAAUACGUCUUUCAAAUUAUUAUUAUAUUUGAACUUUUUCUUAUCUCUGUAGGAGGAUAUAUGUUGUUAAAUAUUGAGAUCAAGUUACUCUCAAUUUUGUCACUUUGGGGCCGUUAAAAAAAAAGCAAACUGAGCAUUGGGCCUCCUGGCCAGCAGAGGGCGCACAAGAGUGCUUAGCUUUUCACACAAAAUACGGAUCUGAAAACUUUACAUUUCUAGUUACAUAUAAUAGAAGCAACCCACAUUUAGACUCACUUGAAAGGUUUAAAUUUAGGAAGAGUUUGAAAAAACUGCCUAUUGCACUAGUUUUAGCAUACAGAGUUUGUUAGCUUUGCUAAGUCAAUUUUGCUAGUUCAAUCAUUUCUCCUUGGGUCAGUGCUGCAAUUAUUUGACCUUUAUUUCAUUUUGCAGAGUCUUUUGUGGGAUUAGUGUCCUUCAUUCAACCGUAAAGGCACUGGAAGAUGAGCAGAGAGAGAAGGGGAAUACAUGCAGCAAGUAAUUGGGAACUGAACUGGGAACAGCUACGUUGACGAAUGUAGCCUCUGUGGAGGGUGCGCCUGCUCUACCACUGAGCUAUGUGAUGCCCCGUUUGACCUUUAUUUCAAAUAAAUCUCACUACAUAAUGGACAGUUUUCCUUGUCAGCCAUAAAGUGGCUCCUCCUUCAUAACCCUACUGACUCAGAAAUCCAGCACUCUGGACCAAAUUCUUAUUUCAGAGAAAGAAACACACUGCCACAAUUUGUUCACUUAUUUAAUAGAUGUUAUUGGAGUAAAUAUUAUGAAUAUGCUGUUUAAUCUUCAUACUCUUAUCAAAACUGUCCCUGUACAUUUCUCCAUACAAUAUGCUGAAAGGUGUACGGUGGCAUCCAAAUGAUUUUCUCUGCCCAGAUAUUUUGUUCUGCCCAGGGUCGGGAUUUCAACAUGGCAAUUUGUUCGUAGUGGAUCUUACAAACAUUGUGUUAACAGUUAAGCUUUACUUUCCAUAAGCAAACAUUUGGAUGAACAUAAAGCUUCAUAAAAUGUUAUAUCUUCUUUAUUUGAUCCGACCAAAGAGUUUCAUGAGUUUUAUGGAGGAACAAUGUUUCUCUGUGCUCAGUGUUCUGUUGGUCAACCUUAUUUUCUUCUUUCAGUGAGAGCACUCUGUUGCAUGCAAUGAGCCAUAAAACUAUAACUUGUGUUAUUAAUUGGGCUUUAGGAUGAUGUGUUAGUUAUUAAGGUGUUUCUAACAGCUUUGGUUCUAACUCUUAGAAACUAUUUGAAGAUAAUAAAAAUAGGGUUGUCCCAUGAUCUGUAUUGGUCCUUUUUUGCUUUGUGAAUAAGACUGUCGCAUGUUUAAAAUAUAUGUCAGUUUCUCAUCUCUGUGAUAUUUCACUCAAGUUUCUGUGCUCUGUUUGGUUUUCAGCAUUGAGUGAAACAGCCUGAAACCCCUUCCCUGCCUCUUUACUCAUUGAUUACAACCUUAUAAGAUCCUCUGUCACUCCCUCUGGCCUCCCGCUGUUCCAUCCUGUCUGCUUCUUCAUCAUAGUUAAUCAGCUACAGUCAGUGGUUGAGCAGAUUCUCAUUUCUGUAAUGAUUGGCUCCUCCUGAUUGAAGGUGGAGCCUCCAGCGAUGCAUCAUGCAAACGUACCAGCGCAGCAGGACGUAUCCUCUCCGCUUCUCCCUCCCCUCCCUCUCUUUACCUCUCACUCUUCCUCUCACACAUGCGCCAGAGCUCAGACUGCAGCAGAGCGCAAAGCCAGCAAGGAUUUUACCAUUUAUUUUUGGAAAGGCAGAGAGACAUUUACCUGCUGAGGAGAUCCUGCAUGGAGGGUUGAUUGAAAAGGAGAAUCUCACAAGCUGCUGAGUGUGUAGGUUGGCACCUGGCCUUCAGAAGCAGCUGCGAGGACUUUUGUAAGCCUCUCCAUCUUUCCCAAGUGACCUGCCAGCUUCUCAUCACCUCUUCUGGUUAGGAUGCUCCGCUGUGCGCCCCUGUGCUGAGGAGGCGUCGGCGGGCAGCAGCAUGGACGCUGUGCUGGCCGGCAUCCCCACCAUCCCCUCCACCACCACCAAUCUGCCACCACCACCACGCUGCCCAGUCGAGCCGGGAGCUCCCCCCAUCCCCGCUGAUGGGCGAAGACACUGACGCCACCCUGACGCUCAACCACCACGGCUUCCUCCCCGACCACAACUAUGUGACUGAAGGGCUGCUCCUGGCUAUAGCCUGAAGAGCUCCGCCCAUCCUGUCCACCCCUCUCCACCCUGGAGUCCUCCCCCAGGAUGUUGAGCCCCAUCCAGGUGCUGUGCUCCGACAUCACUACCCUUUCUCUGGAGCCUGAGCCGUUUGCCUCUUACACUGAAGCGGAUAUCAUCUCCACUGUAGAGUUCAACCACACAGGAGAGCUCCUGGCCACAGGGGACAAAGGAGGCCGUGUGGUCAUCUUUCAGAGGGAACCAGAGAGCAAGUCUGAGCCAUUUUCCCAGGGAGAGUACAAUGUGUACAGCACCUUCCAGAGCCAUGAGCCCGAAUUCGACUACCUUAAAAGCCUGGAGAUUGAGGAGAAGAUCAAUAAGAUCCGAUGGCUGCCUCAGCAGAACGCUGCUCACUUUCUCCUCUCCACCAAUGAUAAAACCAUAAAGUUGUGGAAGGUGAGUGAAAGAGAUAAACGACCAGAAGGAUACAACCUGAAGGAUGAAGAAGGUCGCAUCAAGGAUAUCUCUACAGUCACCUCUUUGCAGGUGCCGGUCUUGAAGCCUAUGGACCUGAUGGUGGAGGUGAGCCCCCGGCGGGUGUUUGCCAACGCCCACACGUACCACAUCAACUCCAUCUCGGUCAAUUCGGACUAUGAGACCUACAUGUCAGCGGACGACCUGAGGAUCAACCUCUGGCAUCUAGACAUCACUGAUCGCAGCUUCAACAUUGUGGACAUCAAACCAGCAAACAUGGAGGAUCUGACGGAGGUGAUCACAGCUGCAGAGUUUCACCCCCUCCACUGUAACCUGUUUGUUUACAGCAGCAGCAAAGGCACCCUACGCCUCUGUGACAUGAGAGAAGCAGCGCUGUGCGACAAGCACUCCAAAUUGUUUGAGGAGCCCGAGGAUCCUAGCGCUCGCUCCUUUUUCUCUGAGAUUAUCUCCUCUGUGUCUGAUGUGAAGUUCAGCCACAGCGGCCGCUACCUGCUCACCAGAGACUACCUGACUGCAAAGGUGUGGGACCUCAACAUGGAGAGCAAGCCCCUGGAGACAUACCAGGUACACGAUUACCUCCGCAGCAAGUUGUGCUCCCUUUACGAGAACGACUGCAUCUUCGACAAGUUUGAGUGUGCCUGGAACGGCUCGGACAGUGUGAUUAUGACCGGCGCCUACAACAACUUUUUCCGAAUGUUUGACCGCAACACCAAGCGAGAUGUGACCCUGGAGGCCUCGCGGGAGAGCAGCAAACCCAGAGCCAUCCUGAAGCCACGGAGGGUCUGCGCCACCGGCGGGAAACGGCGGAAGGACGACAUCAGCGUGGACAGCCUGGACUUCACCAAGAAGAUCCUGCACACGGCCUGGCACCCCAACGAGAACAUCAUCGCCAUCGCUGCCACCAACAACCUGUACAUCUUCCAGGACAAACUCAACUCCGAGAUGCACUGAUGAAGGGUCGUCGGCGGCGGGUCCAAACGAGUUUACAAGCAAACAUGCAACUAUGCUAGAAUGUACAUUAUCAGACUCAAACGCUGGCCCACAGAACCCAGGAAGAUGCCUAACGCACACAGUCAGAAUGCAUACACACAUUCAUCUCCUCCUUAGUCUCCCACAAGUGAACGGAGUCCAGUCAGGGAUAAAAAAAGGAAAGUGGCUGCAUUACACAAUGGGUUAUUAUUGAAAAUUGUCCAAACUGUGUUUAUUUUUAUUGUUAUCCUGUGGAUUGUGGUAAAUUGUGUGGUAAUCACCACAGCUUGGCUUCUGAGUGGGUGGGAUCAGAUCCCCUCUCAGGCUAGAAGGACUUUUACAUUUCUUUGUCUUUUUUUAACUCUUCAGGCUCUCUUGCUUUCUCCACCUCCUCUUCCUCACCUCUCUGUAUUCGUGUGCUCAAGGAAAGCCUAUUCUUAUCCCCUUUGCCCACUGUUUUGUGUAAAAAAAACAAACAAAAUUGGGCCAUUUAUAUAACUGUCUGUUUUUCAUUCCAGAUAAAGCUCUCUGUUUUUGUAACUUCUUGUUAAAUGUCGACGACAAAAGGCAGAUCUGAUGAUGAAAAUGAAGCGACAUGUGAGAUAUGCAAAGAUGAACCCCGUGACUUUCCCCUCAUCCCAAACUGCACCAGACGCCUCUGCCCUCAAGAGGGGCGAAGCAUUCACAGUCCUGCAGACAGAAGCAGACGUUAACAGACACAAACCCACUACAGACCGUGUGUUUAAGCAAUGACUGUUUUCAUUUUUAGCCAAAACACAUCCAAACAUAUCAGUUUGUGUUUUUCGCUUCUGAUCCAGGGCUGUUGUGUGUGCUGCUGCUGCUUCAACACUCAAUACAUUAAACUCAGAUAAAGCAAAAAAGUAAAAAAUAAUAAUAAAAAAAACCGGCAAAGAAAUAUUUGCAACAAUCGAGCAAAAAGAUGCUGCAUGUUCAACAGAUUUAUUUUAUAAAUCGUCUGUCUGACUGACUUGGCUGCCUUCGUUAAACAUUUAAACCUAGCUGUAGAAAAGCUUCAGGGGAGCCUGGGGGGGGGGCCUCAGCAGCAGGAGCUGCCGUAGUUGACCGUUGACCUCCUAUUUGUGUCCUCGGAUGCUGAAGCAUGUUUACUCGAGUUCGGUUUGUACUCGUCCAUUCUGAAUGAAGCCGUCCACAGAUCAGUGUAAACUGAGAACCGA
Messenger RNA from Xiphophorus couchianus (Monterrey platyfish), 5694 nucleotides. Its product is annotated as serine/threonine-protein phosphatase 2A 55 kDa regulatory subunit B gamma isoform. The transcript has 11 exons. Gene Ontology annotation, cellular component: protein phosphatase type 2A complex. Gene Ontology annotation, molecular function: protein phosphatase regulator activity; protein binding. The coding region runs from base 3122 to 4480 and encodes 452 amino acids. The record is from RefSeq and is a predicted model, not a curated record. Lineage: Eukaryota; Metazoa; Chordata; Actinopteri; Cyprinodontiformes; Poeciliidae.